This is a messenger RNA of Haliotis rufescens (red abalone), 3871 nucleotides long. RefSeq lists its product as uncharacterized. NCBI's taxonomy places the organism in Eukaryota, Metazoa, Mollusca, Gastropoda, Lepetellida, Haliotidae. Gene Ontology annotation, molecular function: RNA polymerase II cis-regulatory region sequence-specific DNA binding; DNA-binding transcription factor activity, RNA polymerase II-specific. The transcript has 6 exons. Gene Ontology annotation, biological process: regulation of DNA-templated transcription. The record is from RefSeq and is a predicted model, not a curated record. Bases 1089 to 2603 code for a protein of 504 amino acids.
GACUGCCCUCACAUUGCUGGAAUAAUGCGCUAAACAAACAAUUAAACAUACAAACAAACAAAAACAAACAAAACAAAUAUUUUCAUAAAAUUAUAUAACUUUAUUUCUCCAUGAAGCCUUGUGGUAUAAAGCGCAAUAAUCCGCUCUCAAAGUUGCAUCCCUUCGCCGUGCUAUGAUCCGCUGAUUGUGAAUUCAAAUCACAGAUUCGCCAAGAUAUUAAUCCUUGAAUCGAUCCGUCAGGCCCAGGCCCAUAUUGAAACAAACUCUAAUCUCAAGCCCAAAUAACCCCUUCCUCCCUCUUAUUUACAAGGAAAAAAAGUGAAUAUGAAAUCUUUUCCACUUCUACGAACGCUGACAUUUCUGUCAUUUGUGCCGUGUCACCUGGGUUGAGUGAUGGUGAACAUUUAUGUCCUCUUCCAGUUCGUCAGCGAAGGUAAAUACGCAUGAUAUGUUUGAAAUGGAAAAAACACAACAACGUUAAUGAAUGUUGUCUCUGUUCGGAGGCUCGAAAUCCAAACUGUAUGUGUUGGCCGACACUUUGGAAUAAUGUACACCACUGUGUCCGUCUGGAAGCGCCAAAUGUGAUUUUUAAGAGGACAACUCUUCGUAGCGUUCCCGGGACCAGUGAGCGCUCAGACACGGUUCAUUGACACCACAUUUACCGCUCCCGGUACCAGGAAAAUAGAACGAGAACAGAGAAGUACCGCUCAUCAGUUCCAUUACCGUAUUUAUGCAUGUUAAGUUAAAAUGUUUAAAAUUUUAAAAUGUACAUAUUCCUAUCAAUGUUCAGUAACGAUGAAGUAGUUCCGACAAAUGGUCUGUAUUGUCAGUGUCAGACAGAUGGUGGCUGACCAGGUCCUCCUUCAAUGACCCGGGGUGGGCGUCGAUCUGGCGGUAACGUCGCUUACGAGGAGGUUCAGAGGGGUUGCCGACCAUGCCAAGGAUGCUGACUUCGGUGUUGGACUGCUCUCUCUGGACAGCUGCACCAGUAGUAUAUAGUGAGGGCACAGGAGCUGGUUUUGGUUGAUCCGGUUGAUCCAGGCGGAUGCGAAGGUGAUUGGCUGAUCCAAGUCACGUGAUCGGAUAGGAUGACUCAUGCAUCAACAGCGCGUCGGGAAAGGGCGGGGAAUGAAAGACCAUUCACCUGUCCUGUUUGCGGAAACUUAUAUUCCUCUGAAAGGAAUGUGAACCGCCACAGGAGGUCUGCUCACGAAGGGCAGCGCUUUGUUUGUGAGAAAUGCUCUAAAAGUUUUGCUUCCAAACAAAAACUAAACCAGCACAAGUGCGCUGCCUGCUCGCAACAACGCCUAUCGGAAUACCGUUGUAGCAAAUGCCCCGAGGUGUUCCCCUCUCCCCGUGACUUGGCCGUGCAUUUUCGACUGUGUCAUUCUAGCGGCGCAACACAGACGUCGCGUCAUGACGCACGGCCGUCUACCUCUAGAGCAAUACCGGUUAGUGGAGGGACAACCUCUACAAACCAGCCUACACCAUCCACCUCCUCGGGGCAGUUUGCAAGGGCGGGAAACUCUCGUGCUAGUGGAGCUCCCACUCGUUCCCGUAUCACAGCAUCGGAUGGUUGUACUACCUGCCGGACGUGUCAUAGGCGUUUCGAGGAUCGGUUGUCUCUCUACCGUCAUCAGAUGAUAGAGGGACAUCGGGUCUUGCCGCCCCAGUCCGGCAGUGGCGACGGGAAGCAGAACAAGCUCCAGGAUCGUCCCUGGGGAGAGGAUCCGGCCCCUUGGGACGCGGAAAAUGGCCAGGUAGCGGAGCCCGGACUUCAGGAGGCCUAUGACCUGAACGCUCCGUUUAUCCUGGCCCCGGACCAUCACGGGGACGUGCUUUCGACAUUCAACGUUCCCGUGACCAAUGUCAUUUCGAUAGGUGAGUUGAUGGAACGUGCCAGGGAUAUUUAUCAAACUUUAGAUUAUAGUUUUAGAAUGAAUUUAGCUUUUGGUGUCAUCUUGCGUCACGUGGAAACGGGGCGCUAUCGCUAUUUCCAUCCCUACGUUAAUGAUGCUGUGUUUUCAUCUCCCAUCUAUGUCACCGAGCGCAAGGGACUCGAGCGAUUGCGUCAAGCAGUAGAAAGCCUAGAUCUACGCUCUCAUGUAUUGAAACAGCGUCCCGACACCAAAUGGAAACCGGUUUUGAUCACGAAUGUACAGUUUUACUUGUACAGAACAAAUUUUCCUCUCGGCCAUCCCCCCUCCCCACUCCCGGCCUAUAUUAAAAACCACAAGGCUAUCUUUUCUUUAGAUCGUAAUGAACGUGGUCAACUUUACGAGGACCACUUGUGUGCUUUCCGCUGCUUGGCGCUACAUCGCAACCCUUCUGCACGGCGUUCUUUAGAAAAACCUGCUAGAGCUCUUUACUAUCAAUGGGUGGUAUACUCUCGGGGUAAACUUUUUCCUUCUCUGGACAAUGUUCGCCCCGAGGAGUAUACCGGUCUUGACCCAGAUCAUUUUUCUCAUUUCGAAAGUUGCUUCGGUGUGAACCAGUCUGUGUAUACUCUCAACGAGAUCGGGAUAGCUCAACCCCUGUAUAAAUCUCGCGGCCGGUUUAACGAUGACAUCUUUCUAAACCGCUGUCCCUCAUCACUGAUAUGAAAACAUAUUGUAAACUUUAUCAGUGCCUCACCUGUGAAAAACUCUUCUGUUCUACGAAGAACAUUCAAAGACCCCAACGCACGUGUACGGGUCAAACGACCUUGUCCUUUCCCGGUGGUUUCCACCGGCGUACCAAAAGUGUCUUUGACGAGUUGGAAGAGUACGGUUUAUCUGUCGAGUCCGGAGAGAGAUUUUUUCCGUGGUUUAUCGUGUUCGACUUUGAAUGUUUGCUCUAACCCAUCGACCAGGGCACCGAGAAACUGAGGUGGAUGCAGGAACACAGGCCCAUUUCUGUGAGUGUGUGUUCCAACGUGGAGGGGUUUACCUCUCCUCACUGCAUCGUCAAUGCCGAUCAAGAUGUAUUAAUCGGUGACAUGUUAAAGUACAUGUCUCAGAUCGCCUUCAGAGUCAACGAACUCGCCACGGAGAAAUGGAGUUUUCAGCUGGGCUAUCUCAACACCCGACUGGCUAGUUUGCCCGAGUCUGGUGAUGAGAAGAAGAAAGAGGGUGCUCCGGUUAACCCUCUUUCACUGCUCCGGAAGCAACUCUCGAGUUUGUACGGGAAACUUUUGGGGUACUGUUCUCAAGUCCCCAUACUGGGUUUCAACUCAGCUCGUUACGACUUGAACGUGAUCAAGGAAAAGCUACCCAAACAUCUCCCUCUCGACGAUGCGGAAUCUUGCGGGUUCACUGUCAAGAAAAACAACGGUUACUUGUGUCAAAGUAACGAGAGUUUUAAAUUUCUUGAUGUCACCCAGUAUCUCUCUCCCGGAACAAGUUAUCCUCAGUUUCUGAAAGCUUUCGGUGUACAAGAGAAAAAGGUUUUUUUCCCUUACGAGUAUCUUGACAAGGUCGACAAGCUGGAAGAAACACGGCUUCCACCUUUGGGCGAGGCUUGGCAUUCCAGUCUCAAACAGAAAUCUGUCCUCGACGACGGCUUGAAAUCGAACGAGGACAAUUAUACCGACCUCGAGGAAGUCUGGAGACGGGAAGGGAUGUCCACGUUUUGAGAUUUCCUCGAGUGGUAUAACAAUUUAGAUGUAAGUCCAUUUGUCGAAGCCGUAAAAGAAAUGCAACGGUUUUAUUUCGAGGACGGUAUAGACCUCUUUAAAACCCACAUGUCGGUGCCCGGUGUGGCCCGGCAAAAACUGUUCCGGGAGAGCGAGAGAGAGGGGGUCACCUUUGCUCUGUUUGAUAAACAGAACAAAGAUCUGUACCACGCUAUCAAACAAAAUGUGGUCGGUGGCCCCUCUAUCAUAUUCACAAGA